AUAGAGGCUAAGAAACAAACUUUUCUGCCAGCCUGUUAUGUUACGAGAGGAAACCCCGCUGAUCCGUUCGGUUUGUUUUUCUUUCGUUCCAUCAUCCCUUGGACGUGAUCUCUGAACCAGCUGAUUCGCUGUUUGCCUAUGAAGCCUUCAGCAAGUAUGUUGCCAAACAGGUAUGUGGCGUGACGCUAAGCCGGGGAUGGUGUUUAUGGGAAAACAGGUGCACAGCAGAUACUUUUUGAGUUCCGUCUCAAACACAAGGAAAUAUAUCGAUAGCAAACCUUUUGGGUUUGCCCUUCAAUAUGUCGCGCGGGAGUGUCUGAAAACAAAGAAGAUUUCCUAUAAAUAGUUUGUAUUUUUUUAUGUGGACGGUUUCAGCCCUUAAAGGAAACACCCGUCAGUUUUUGCUUUUGAGAAUGCCAGCCUUUGCCGUGAUCUUUUUUGGCCGAGUAUUGGUUCUCCAUCUAGUUUCAGCAAGAUUGAUCCACAACAAUAAUGAUGUGUUCCUGGGGGAGAGGCCCGCUGCGUCCUUCUUGUCCCGCUCGCUGCUCUACAACAGCUGGGACUUUGAGCUGGUCCGCUCGGACGACCUGGAGCGCGAGUGCCGCGAGGAGACUUGCAGCUUCGAGGAGGCCCGAGAGGUGUUUGAGGACGAUGAGCAGACGAACAUCUUCUGGGCUUCAUAUGCAGGCGAUCAAGCCCCCCCGGUGGACGUAGCGGGCCUGGUGGCGGGGCUCAUCGCCAUCCUGGUGUCGGGUGUGAUCAUCGCCGUGCUGGGCCUCUACUGCUACAAGUCCCGCAACAAGACCGGCAGGAGGUCGAGAAGCUCUCCUGUGAGACUAGCUGCUGAUGGCCGCCCGGUCCCGGAGAUGACCCCACUGACGGCGCUGCCCGCCCUGCCGUCGUACAGCGAGGCUCUGAACCGGAGCGGGCAACACGACGCGCCUCCCCCACCCUACUCUGGGGGGGCGCCAUCCGAACCUCCAGAUCCAGCGGAACGAUGAAUAAAUGCAGUUUUUGUUUGUUUUUGUUUUUAUGGUUUAGCACUGUUGUGAGGCGAUUUUUACACCGAGCUUGUUACAUAAAUUGAUGAAAAAUAGUGUGAUGCAGUCUUAUUAAUUUUGCGAUUCCGGUUGUUUUCCAAUCGUCUGCAUUUAAGAUAUGAUAGUGUUCUUGGCUGCAGAAUACGUUUUACUUGGUUUCAGGGUAGGCUAUAUAGACUUCUUAUUAAGUUUAUGCUUUUAGUGAAUGUGAAGGUUUCUUUAAAAGUGAAAGAAUAAAGUGACAUUUUUAAGAGAUGAUAAACUAUGUUCACAAGCUUUGUUCGGCUACUUUUACACAUGUUGAAUGCCACUUUUUAAAUAAAGAUUGUUUUGUUUUCACAAAUGUAUUUAAAUAGGCAUAUUAUGGCGAACAACAUUUGUGGACCUUAAGCUGCGCAUCGCGAAUGAUGCAAUGUGAACCAUAAUGUUAUGGAGGGAGGGUGUUUCCUUUUAGAUUUAUAAUGGUAUGUGGUAUGCUAUUGCGUAUUUUAAGAAAUAUUGAGCCUACAAAGAGCAAUAUAAGCUAUAGCCUUAAGCUAGAUCUAAUUGUCCAUGCAGUUGUUCAACGUGCGAUGCACUUAUCAAUAAAAAAAUCUUAAAACCGAA
Gadus morhua (Atlantic cod) is the source of this 1646-nucleotide messenger RNA. RefSeq names its product proline rich Gla (G-carboxyglutamic acid) 2 (gene prrg2). The record is from RefSeq and is a predicted model, not a curated record. Gene Ontology annotation, cellular component: extracellular region; plasma membrane. Gene Ontology annotation, molecular function: calcium ion binding. Lineage: Eukaryota; Metazoa; Chordata; Actinopteri; Gadiformes; Gadidae. The coding region runs from base 360 to 1001 and encodes 213 amino acids. The transcript is spliced from 7 exons.